CUUUUUAUUGGCAUACGGUGGUAUCUCUUCUUUCUCCCAUCAACACACAUUUGUUGUCGUCGGAAAGCAUUGGAAAAAGCGCGCCUUCCUUGAGAGGGCAGGCUGUCCCUCCUUUAUUUUACUGCGCAACAACGACAGCAGCAGCGGGCAGGCAGACGGGGGCCAAGCUUUGCCCUCUCUUCCUGAGACCACCGCAGCAGCACUGCGAGCGAUCCCCCCGGACCAAGCCAAGCCCACCUACCGGAGGAGGCGCAGAUCUCUACCCCGCAAUUAAAUCUCUCGACAUCUCUCCCGUCUCCCCACCCCCCCAUGAUUGGUGUCGCGGCGGAGGGCCGGUGGUGAUCCCUCCGUCUCUCAAGAUGCCGCCUUUACCUCGUGGGCUGUCGCGGGCGAUGACUUGAUCCCGGGGGUUUCCUUGGAGCAGGGAACAUGAAGUCAGGCUACAAAAAGGCUUGGAAAUCCCUGUUACCUCUUCGGCUAAAUAAGAGAUCUUCCAAUCGGUUUUGUAUGUUCUCAAAGGUUCGAUCGGCCAGCAGAACAUCAGGAAAUGCACCUGUUUAUCUAAAUGUGUAUGACUUGACACCAAUUAAUGGCUAUAUGUACUGGGCAGGCCUUGGGAUAUUUCACACAGGUGUUGAAGUUCAUGGGGUGGAAUAUGCAUUUGGCGCACAUGACUAUCCAACAAGUGGAGUCUUUGAGGUUGAGCCUCAUCAAUGUCCAGGAUUCAGGUUCAGGAAAUCAAUAUUCAUGGGUACAACAUGUUUAGACCCAUUUCAGGUUCGAGAGUUCAUGGAAAUUCAGUCUGUAAAUUAUAAUGGAGACACCUACCACUUGAUCACGAAGAACUGCAACCAUUUCUGCCAAGAUAUCUGUUUUAACUUGACUGGUAACUCAAUUCCAAAAUGGGUGAACCGACUUGCUAGGAUAGGUUCCCUCUGCAACUGCCUACUGCCCGAAGCCCUUAAGAUAACUGCUGUUCAACAUGACCCAGUUCCGCAAACCAAGGAUGGUGAGAGGAGGAAGCUGAGGAGUGCUUUCAGUUGUCUGUCCUCGAUUUCUAUGCGUCAGAAACGCUUCUCUGCUGCUUCUCUGUUAUCACCUCCAUUUAGAAGUGCCUUUCAUAUUGGGAGUUAGGUCUGGUGCCAUUCCAAUAAAGAAUGCCUGAAAAUAGCAGGAUCUGUUGAUCAAGAAAAAACCUGAUGGUUUCUUAGUUUUCUCCGGUGGAAAGCUUGUGAAUGCAUAUCUUAGUACAGAAAGAUGGCUACCCAUAAUGUGCUAUAAGCUUUGACCUUGUUGUAUAAGCUUGUUGUGGAUAGGAAAGCAAUCACUAAAUGAUGUGCAAUGCUUCUGUUAUUUGUUAGGUUGCUCACUUGAACAGAGACUUUUGUAGCACUGAUCAUCUGAGGUUUGUUGUAUGAUUAUUUCAUAGAAGCAGUACCCAAAUUUUUGGAUA
Musa acuminata subsp. malaccensis (wild Malaysian banana) is the source of this 1453-nucleotide messenger RNA. The record is from RefSeq and is a predicted model, not a curated record. Lineage: Eukaryota; Viridiplantae; Streptophyta; Magnoliopsida; Zingiberales; Musaceae.